Molecule: messenger RNA, 3862 nt
Organism: Arabidopsis arenosa
Lineage: Eukaryota; Viridiplantae; Streptophyta; Magnoliopsida; Brassicales; Brassicaceae
Source: the annotation of a GenBank genome assembly
AAAAAAACGAGAGAAAAUUGAAAAAGAACGAAUUAAAUUUUGUAUUUUUUUGGUGAUCUCUUUAACAGGAUUGAGAAACAUUUUUGGUUAGAAUUGAGUUAAAGAGAAGAUGGCUUCAGUACAAGAUAUUGGUUUAUCUGCAGCUAUAAAUCUUUUAUCUGCAUUUGCUUUCUUGUUUGCAUUUGCUAUGCUUAGACUUCAGCCUGUUAACGAUAGAGUUUACUUCCCAAAAUGGUAUCUCAAAGGGAUACGAGGAAGUCCAACGCGUUCUAGAGGAAUCAUGACUAGAUUUGUGAAUUUAGAUUGGACUACUUAUGUCAAGUUUCUUAAUUGGAUGCCUGCUGCGCUUAAAAUGCCCGAACCCGAGCUUAUCGAACAUGCAGGCCUUGAUUCUGCUGUAUAUAUCCGUAUUUACCUUCUCGGAUUGAAAAUGUUCGUCCCGAUAACACUACUUGCUUUUGGAGUUUUGGUUCCUGUCAAUUGGACAGGAGAAACGCUAGAAAAUAUCGAUGACUUGACAUUCAGUAACGUCGACAAGCUUUCAAUAUCGAAUGUUCCACCAGGAUCGCCAAGGUUUUGGGCUCAUAUAACUAUGACAUACGUGAUUACACUCUGGACUUGCUACAUAUUAUACAUGGAAUAUAAGACUGUGGCUAAUAUGAGAUUGAGACAUCUAGCAGCAGAAAGUCGUCGUCCUGAUCAACUCACUGUACUCGUGAGAAAUGUUCCUCCAGAUCCUGAUGAAUCAGUAAACGAACAUGUGGAGCACUUCUUUUGUGUAAAUCAUCCAGAUCAUUAUCUUUGUCAUCAGGUAGUGUACAAUGCAAAUGACCUUGCAAAAUUAGUCGCACAGAGAAAAGCUAUGCAAAAUUGGUUGACUUACUACGAAAAUAAAUUUGAGAGGAAGCCAUCAAGUAGGCCAACAACAAAGACAGGUUAUGGAGGUUUUUGGGGAACUACAGUUGAUGCAAUUGACUUCUAUACUUCAAAGAUGGAUAUUUUGGCUCAGCAAGAGGCUGUAGAAAGAGAAAAGAUCAUGAACGAUCCUAAGUCUAUCAUGCCGGCAGCAUUUGUUUCCUUCAGAUCACGGUGGGGAACAGCUGUCUGUGCUCAAACGCAGCAAUGCCACAAUCCCACAAUAUGGUUGACGGAAUGGGCUCCCGAACCACGCGAUGUUUUCUGGGAUAAUCUCGCUAUUCCAUAUGUUGAGCUCUCAAUAAGAAGAUUGCUCACAACAGUUGCACUGUUUUUUCUUAUUUUCUGCUUCAUGAUUCCUAUAGCAUUUGUUCAGUCUCUUGCCAACCUUGAAGGGAUCCAAAAAGUUCUCCCUUUCUUGAAGCCUGUAAUAGAAAUGAAGACUGUAAAGUCUGUAAUCCAAGGGUUUCUUCCAGGAAUAGCGUUAAAGAUUUUUCUCAUCAUACUUCCGACUAUUCUGAUGACAAUGUCACAAAUUGAAGGAUAUACAUCGCUGUCCUAUUUAGAUAGAAGAUCAGCUGAAAAGUAUUUCUGGUUCAUUAUUGUCAAUGUCUUUCUUGGAAGCAUCAUUACCGGGACAGCAUUUCAGCAGCUUAAAUCUUUCCUUGAGCAACCACCAACCGAGAUCCCGAAAACAGUUGGUGUGUCAAUCCCAAUGAAGGCCACAUUUUUCAUCACUUAUAUAAUGGUCGAUGGUUGGGCUGGAAUUGCAGCUGAGAUACUCAGAGUGGUUCCAUUAGUCAUUUUUCAUCUGAAAAACACGUUCUUGGUUAAGACAGAACAAGACAGGCAGCAAGCAAUGGAUCCAGGACAUCUGGACUUUGCAACAUCUGAACCACGGAUUCAGUUCUAUUUCUUGCUAGGCCUUGUAUACGCUGCUGUUGCGCCAAUUCUUCUUCCAUUCAUUAUUGUCUUCUUUGCUUUCGCCUACGUUGUUUUCCGGCAUCAGGUUAUAAAUGUCUACGACCAGAAAUAUGAGAGUGGGGCUAGAUACUGGCCAGACGUUCAUAGACGUUUGAUCAUAUGUUUAAUAAUAUCACAGCUUCUGAUGAUGGGUUUGCUCAGCACAAAGAAAUUUGCAAAAGUAACAGCUCUGCUUCUCCCUCAGCCUAUCUUAACCUUUUGGUUUUACAGAUACUGCGCAGGACGGUUUGAAUCGGCCUUCUCAAAAUUUCCCUUACAGGAAGCAAUGGUGAAGGAUACACUAGAAAAAGCGACUGAACCGAAUCUAAACCUCAAGGAAUAUCUGAAAGAUGCUUACGUGCAUCCGGUUUUCAAAGGCAAUGAUUUUGACCGACCACGAGCAGUCGAUGAGGAGGAAAGCAAUCCUCUUGUACGGACCAAGAGGACUUCUCAAGGUACGACCCGAUACAACUCAGAAGCUAGUAGCUCUGCUACAGCCACUCCUGUAGCCAACACUGGCUCUCCUAGAUGUUGUUGGGGUAAAUUAAUUGGGUCCUUUGGAUAUCUUUGCUUCAUGACUUCUCAUGGCUAUUCAAUCCCUGGCCUUGGUCUUCCUCAAGACCUCUGUAACACCGAAAUCAUCAAGCAGAAUAGCCGGUCUCAUCGGGUGAAUCCCGGAGCAAGACAAGAGAUCAUACCUGCAAGCUCCUUCAAUCUGAAUCCAGAACACUUGGAACCAUGGAAACCUGUUUCUUCAUUUAGCCAAUUCGUGGAGAUUGAUUCAGCCAUGAUGAAACCUCUGCUCAUGGAUGUUCAUGAGACGGCACCAGAAUCGCUGGUUUUGAGCUUUGGAAUCGCCGAUAAGUCUGCGAGACAAGAAAAGGUGAUGGAGUUUCUUCUGUCUCAGUCAGAGGAGUUCAAGGAAAAAGGAUUCAAUAUGUCUCUGUUAAAUGAAUUGAUGGAAUUAGAGGCUAUGAAAUCCAGUUCUCAGCUACGACCAUAUGAUACUUCCUCUGUUCUGUACUUGAAUCAAGAAUUAGGGAAACCGGUUUUGGAUCUCGUUAGGGAUAUGAUGGAUAAUCCAGAGUUCUCUGUGCGAUCGAAUGUUCUGUUCUCUUCAAGUAGCAAUCGUGAGUUGAAUGAUCUACUUUCUAUUGCUUCCGAGUUCAAUUUGUCAAGGAAUUCAACAAAAUGGAGACAGCUCUCACCGCUUAUCCCACACUUUCAGAGGUUUGAAAGUGAAGUAUUUACACCGGCUAAGCUGAAAGCGGUUACAGUGCUAGCACCUUUGAAGAGUCCUGAGAAAACCAGGCUCAAGUCACCAAGGAAACACAACACGAAGCGAAAAGCUAAAGAAAGGGACCUAUACAAAAGAAACCAUCUCCACGCUUACGAGAGCCUUCUGUCUUUAAUGAUAGGCAAUGAUCACCAACACAAACACACAACAGUACUCUCUUUACAGAAAUCAUGCGGAGAGCUCUCAGAGCUUCUGACUCAGUUCUCUAUCACUGUCGCUGGAACUGGAAUCGCUGUGCUCUUUUCUGUCGUCUGUAGCCUUGCUUCAAGACGUGUACCCUUUUGCGCAAACAAGUUCUUCGACACUGGGCUUGGUUUCAGUUUGGUAAUACUGUCAUGGGCUGUGAAUAGACUCAGGGAAGUGAUUGUUCAUGUCAAUAGGAAAGGGAACAAACCCUGUUCAAGUUUGAAGGAUGACGAAAUCAUAAACAGUGUAGAGAGAAGUAUCAAGGAGGUUUACUACAGAGCUGCCACGGUAAUGGCGGUGUUUGCGCUUAGGUUUGCAUGUUGAAAACUCGCGGUGAUCUUGAUUUACUACUCCAUGGAAAGCUUCUAAGUUCUAAAAGGUCGUUUGUAAAUGACUAAAACUUGUUUAGUACUGAGCUGUAAAUGUGAAGAUGAUAUUGUGUUGUAGAACCUAAGAUUAAGAGGUGAAGAAUUUUGAAGAGAAUAAAUUGUUCUGCAAGAA